CGGAACAGAAAGCGCAGAAGGAAGGAAGCGCACGCAGCGGGAGCGCGAGGCAUGAGCGGCUGAUGGAGCGCGCGGAGCAGCAGCGGCACGCGCACAGCCCCGAGAAACAGGUGUCCAGCGCGGAUGUGCAGGUGUGUGUGAUGGGGGACGCGUGUGUGUACAAGCUGGGCUCUGUGAAGCACCUGCGGCUGCUCCUGCUCAUCUUCCUGCCGUGUGUGUGUGGCCUCGUCUGCCUGCUCACACUGCUGCUCGCCUUCACAGGAAUAAUCGGGAGUGGCCUGCUGGACUCCGAUGACUCCGCCCACUUUUCUGGUACAGACGUCUCUGUGGCGACUCUUGUCCCCCUCAUGGCCUUCACUACAGGUUGGACGGCUGGCAAUAGCACAGUGACGACGGCACCGGUCACCACAGCAACCUUUCAGUCGGACUUGCCGCCUGACGACGUGAUGACCUCCUACAUUUCUUCAUCAUCAUCAUCAUCAUCCUCAGUGACCCCAACACCUGCGGCCACUUCUGAUUGGCUGAUGAUGUUCUCCACCAUGAGCUCCCUGGGAACCCUAUCGAGCCCCACCAGUGCGACCCCCGAGCCGGGCACCUGCUUUGACAUCACGGAGAGCCAGUGUCACAUGCUGCCGUAUAACCAGAGCGGCGUGUUGCCGGGGGCAACGGCGGUGAGGGGGGCGGAGUUAGAGAUGUUCCUGAAGUUCUUCAGCUAUCUGAGCAGACUGAGCUGCUACAGACACAUCAUGCUGUUCGGCUGCUCCAUCGCUCUGCCGCAGUGCAUUAAACAGGGAGACAGCAGUCGGUUCCUGCUGCCGUGUCAGUCGUUCUGCGAGGCUGCGAGGGAGGGCUGCGAGCCGGUUCUGCAGAUGUUUAACGCGUCUUGGCCCGAGUUCCUGCGCUGCUCUCAGUUCACCAACAUCAGCUCAACAACCAGCGCAGCCCAUCCGGCCUGUUACACACCGCGACACGCCAAGGGGAAGCCCUCUGUGUGUGGAGGCACCGACAGCUUCCUGUGUGCCACAGGAAUUUGUGUCCCCCGGAAACUGGUGUGUAACGGAUUUAAUGACUGUGACGACUGGAGCGACGAGGCCGACUGCAUCUGCGCUGAUGGAGAGUUUAGCUGUGGAACUGGACGCUGUGUGAAUGUUUCUCUGCUGUGUGAUGGUUAUGAUGACUGUGGUGAUCUCAGCGACGAGCACAACUGCAAGUGUGACCUGGUGAAGGAGCACCGGUGUGGAGAGGGGCGCUGUAUCCCACCAGAGUGGCUCUGCGACGGAGACCACGACUGUCUGGACAAGAGUGAUGAACUCAACUGCUCAUGUAAAGCUCAGGGCUUGUUGGAGUGUAAGAAUGGCCAGUGUAUUCCCAGUGCCUUUCGCUGUGACGGCGAGGACGACUGCAAGGAUGGCAGUGAUGAAGAAAACUGCACAAAGCAGCUGAUUCAGGGAUCUUGUCCUCCAGGUCAGCCAAGCUGUAUUUCUACUUCCUGUUCUCCAGGCUGCAGUGGCAGCGCCCCCUGUGACCCCCGCAGCAACACCACCACCAACUGCAGUGCGUGUGAGCCCAUCUCUCUGGAGCUCUGUAUGAAUCUGCCCUAUAACUCCACGCGCUUCCCCAACUUCCUGGGUCACCAGUCUCAGAAGGAGAGCUCGGUCAGCUGGGAGUCGUCCCUCUUCCCCGCGCUCGUCCAGACCAACUGCUACAAAUACCUCAUGUUCUUCGCCUGCACUGUGCUGGUGCCCAAGUGUGACCCCGUCACUCAGCUCAGAGUGCCGCCCUGCAGGUCUCUCUGUAGGAGCUCUAAGGAGCGCUGUGAGUCGGUGCUGAGCAUUGUGGGAUUGCAGUGGCCGGAGGAUACGGACUGCGCUCAGUUUCCAGAGGAAGGACAAGCGAACACUUCCUGUCUGCUCCCUGACCCAGACGUAGACGAGUGUUCUCCCAGUCACUUUAAGUGCCGGUCAGGGCGCUGUGUCCUGUCCUCUAAACGCUGUGAUGGACACAUGGACUGUGAUGAUGACAGCGAUGAGGACAACUGCGGCUGUAAGGAGCGAGGUCUGUGGGAAUGCCCUACAGAUAAAAGCUGCAUACAGCACUCCAGGAUCUGUGACGGAUUCCCCGACUGCAGCCAACUGGAGGACGAGAGGAACUGCUCGGUGUGCAGUGAUAACGAGCUGGAGUGUAAUAAUCACGAGUGUGUGCACCGAACUCUGUGGUGUGACGGACGGAAACACUGUUCAGACAGUUCAGACGAGUGGAACUGCGUCUCUCUGUCUGGCUCGUCCUCGGCCGUGUUGGUGGUCACCAAGACGGCGGCGGAGUAUCAGGUGUGUGCGGACGAGUGGAACCCUCACCUCAGCAACAUCGCAUGCACACAGCUGGGUUUAGGUUCUCCUCUGUCAGCUGAAGCAGUGGAUGAUGUUCCUGCAGCUGGACGGAGACGCUGGCUGCACGUCCAUCCUGACUGGAGCCACCGCAACACCACGGCCCUGCAAGGGCUUCUGGAGAAGAGAGGGCACUCCUGUCACUCGCGCAAGAGGAUCGCGCUCACGUGCAGCCGAGACGAGUGCGGCCGCAGGCCCGCAGCGCGGAUGGUGAAGAGGAUUCUGGGAGGCCGUACGAGUCGCCCCGGGCGAUGGCCGUGGCAGUGUUCGUUACAGAGUGACCCCAGCGGUCACAUCUGUGGGUGUGUGCUGAUCGGGAGGAGGUGGGCUCUCACCGUAGCCCACUGCUUUGAGGGGCGUGAGAGUGCGGACGUGUGGAAGGUGGUCUUGGGCAUUAAUAACCUGGACCACCCAUCCGAGCACAUGCAGACGCGGCGCGUGGAGCGAGUGAUCGUACACUCGCGCUACAACCGCGCCGUGGUGGACUACGACAUCAGCAUCAUUCAGCUGGACGCCGAGGUGGACGUCAGCAGCUACGUCCGGCCGGUUUGUCUGCCUCAGCCUGGACGUCUGCCCACGCCAGACACCUACUGCUACAUCACUGGCUGGGGACACAUGGGCAACCGCAUGCCGUUUAAGCUGCAGGAGGGGGAGGUGAGGAUCAUCUCUCUCUCUCAGUGUCAGUCUUACUUUGAUAUGAAGACCAUCACCUCCCGGAUGCUCUGUGCAGGAUACGAGGCGGGAACCAUCGACUCCUGCAUGGGUGACAGUGGGGGUCCGCUGGUGUGUGAGGACCCUGACGGUCGGUGGUCUCUGUACGGUUUGACCUCCUGGGGGUCUGUGUGUUUCUCCAAAGUGCUCGGACCCGGAGUGUACGCCAAUGUCACACACUUCACAGAGUGGAUCCAGAGACAGAUUUACCUACACACAUUUCACCUGGACUAGAACACACACACACACACACACACACACACACUCACACACACACACACACACACACACACACAGGUAAUGCAGUCAGAGUGUGUGUGUGUGUGUAUGUGUGAGGGAUGAAAUGUUGCUGAUGCAGGAAAAAUGGAGAGAAAAGGCGAGUGUGUAUCUAAUCAUUCCAAAAGGGGUGUGAGAGAGUUUGUGUGUGUGUGUGUGUGUCAGUGUGUGUGUGUGUGUGUUAUAUAAAGGGAUGAUAACAGUAGGAGGAGUUUAUUCAUUAUUGACUGUUAAGUGUUGCUGCUGUCUGUUGCUACUUUUGCCAAACAGCCGACCAAACACACACACACACACACACACACACACACACACACACACAGAGCAGCACACUUCACACACUCCGUCCAUCUGUGUGUGUGUGUGUUUGAACAGGUGUUCACUAAUCAGAGCCCACAGAUUUAAGAAGUCCCUCAAAGGUUUGGGGACACUGAGCCUUUCAGAAGGUCUUUAAUACUGAUGAUCGUGUUUAGUGGUUUUACAGUAACUUUAUUUAGAGGACAACAGUAUAUAACGUGUGAAUAUUAGUGACAGUAUUAGUGCGAGUUCGGGAGUAAAGGCCUCCUGCUUGUUGUGAUGUCACUCCUGGUAAUGAAACUUUUUUUAGGAAUUUUAGCUUAAAGCCAGCGUUAAACUACACGACCUUCACCCCGAUUUUAGCCCUGAUUCUCAGUCUGAGUCUGAGCUGUCGGCUCUAGUCUGCAGAUGUUUGAGUCAGUCGGAGUCAGCAGAUGGAGAGAGAGUCGAGUCGUAUAUGAGGGGCGUAGACUCAGAUUUACUGCCUCCCGAUCACGUUUCAGACCGGUCAGAGCUUAUCAAAUACGUCUGAUUAUUUCGACCUGACUCUGAGUGUAAUCUAGCGUAAACUAGUCAACGACUCAAUCUGAGCGGAUUCCUGCAACAACCAAUGAAAACUGAGAGCACAAAAGAACAAAAUACAGCAAGAUAACAAAGAAAAACGGAGAACAGUCUCUCACGUGUGGAGCGAAGCUUUUUAAUGAGCUGAGUUUAAGAUACAAUCAAGUUUAUGUACAUUUAAAACUCUAAAAAAUACCAACUGAUCAUAUUUUAAAUCCAUGAUCCUCAAUUAAACAUGUUUACCUGCUGCUUCUUUACUGUUUCAGCGCAAACGGCAGAGAAAACAGCAGCAGCUGCUACACGUUUGUUUAUCUGCGUCUCCUAGUAACGGGAGAAUGUAAGAGUUCAGUGAGUUCAGUGAGCUCCAUUCGGUUCAGCAGCAGCUGAAAAGUAGAGUAGUGUGUGAUCCCUAAUCGUUUAGUGUGGAUCCCUAAUAUUUCAGUCGCCCAAAAAAAUCUGCAGAGCCAGUCUGAUAGUGUGAGACGCCCAGUCUGUUAUAAUCUGUUAGGACUUUAAAAGUCGUGUAGUGAACCCGAGGCUUUAGUGAUGAUAAUUGGUGAUCAUUAAUGAAAGUUAUACUUGAAAUAUAUGUGUGUUCUUAAUGGUAAUUAAACUGAAGCUUAAAAACCUGAUUACACUUUAAUUGCUACGUAACACUGUCAUAAGCGUGACGUGGCAGAUGCUGAAUGCUGCCGUGAGCAUGAGUGACAGUCUGAUCUUAGUCUGAUGUGCUGCAGCAGAUCUGUAAAUCUGAAAACUCGACCAUUCAUUUUGGACUUGCUCAGGAGCGCCCUCUAGCGUCUGAGAAACCCAGAAGAGAUUACAGAGUGUAAUUCUCCUCUCUACAAGUUCUCUGAUGUUAACAUCUGGGGACACAAAAACCUGUGGCAUGGCAAAGUGAGUAAAGGAAAACGAUACUUAAAUAAAACAUUGAAUUUAUCCUAUAAUGUGGCGUACAGUCCAUUUAAAAGGCUAGCAAGCUCACUGGUCACUCAGGCGCAAAUAAACUGCAGCUUGUAUGAGGUGACAGGUGACAAACUCUGACAGGUGAGGAAAAAUUUGACGUAACUUCUUCCGACGUAGUCCCUCAGAUCCAAAAGAGGGAACAGAGAAGUGCAAGAGUCCCUCAAUCGAACGCAGAGUCCUGUAGCUAACCACAAAAAACAGGCUACAGAAAUAAACUACCAGCCCUUUUAUUUCCGAAGGCGAGGUGUCCCUAAACGCUUGACCGGCGCAGUGUGUGUCUCUGUGUGUGUGUGUUGGCUGUCUGGCAGUUCUGCGUUAUAGAGCACUCCGUAUCAGUAUCAGUAGUAGUUAGAGUUACUCUGUACAGGUGUAAAGGGCUUCUUCCUGAGGGACGUCUGUAUCUGCUGCUAUCUCUAAUGUAACCUGUUGCCUAAUCACAGCCGCUGAUGUCCAGCCUGGCCAACAUCUACAGUCUGUAAGGGAACAGCUCUGUCUGAAAUGCUAAUGUUGCUAACAGUGAAUGAAAGCGAGUUGCCUAUUGUGAAUUAUGAACUGGUCUGUCCAGCCUCCACCAACGGGUGUGUUCUUCUGUUGCUACUGUUGUGAGGCUGAAGAAGCUUUACAGAAUGGUGGAAGAAAUCCAGUUUAACCCAGUUUAUAUCACAAUACCUACAUUUAGAGUCAGUUAUUCAUUCAGCCUAAUGAGAAACUGUAGAACAGACUCAGUUUAUAUCACAAUACCUACAUUUAGA
Colossoma macropomum (tambaqui) is the source of this 5944-nucleotide messenger RNA. RefSeq names its product corin, serine peptidase (gene corin). Gene Ontology annotation, biological process: acrosome reaction; peptide hormone processing; regulation of blood pressure. The record is from RefSeq and is a predicted model, not a curated record. The transcript is spliced from 22 exons. Bases 63 to 3329 code for a protein of 1088 amino acids. NCBI's taxonomy places the organism in Eukaryota, Metazoa, Chordata, Actinopteri, Characiformes, Serrasalmidae. Gene Ontology annotation, cellular component: membrane. Gene Ontology annotation, molecular function: protein binding; serine-type endopeptidase activity.